AUGUUGUCUUUGUCCCUCUCCUCUCCUGUCACCACUAUCAUCAUCAUCUUCUUCUUCUUCUUCUCUCUUCACAAUACAACUUCGUUACCUUCUCAUGUAUCACUGUCUAGCUGCAACAACACCACCUUCAACUGCGGAACAAUAACCAACCUUUCCUACCCUUUCACCGGCGGCGAUCGUCCUUCCUUCUGUGGGCCACCACAGUUUCACUUGAACUGCAAUAACAAUGUUCCAGAGUUGAACAUUUCUUCAUUGAGUUACCGAGUUCUUCAAAUCAACUCAGUAACUCAUUCUCUCACCUUAGCUAGAUUAGACCUUUGGAACGAAACGUGUACCAAAAAUUAUAUUAGCUCAACUUUUGAUGGAACUAGCUUUAGCUACGGUUCGGGAAACCGUAACCUUACUUUGUUUUAUGGGUGCAAACCCACUUCAGAAUUUACCAAAGUGCCAGAGAAUUUGUUUUACUGUGAGAGUAAUGGGUAUAAGAAUAACUCAUAUUCUCUGAUUGGUCCAUUUCCUUUGGACCCAGUUCUUAGAUUUGUUGAAUGUGAUGAAGGUGUUGGAGUGCCAAUUCUUGUAGAGCAGGCUAAUAGGUUUAUAGGAAAUCGCUCUUUGCUUAGAGAGGUUUUGAUGAAAGGGUUUAAUGUGAGUUAUAGCAAUCCUUUUGAUGAUGAUUGUUUUGAAUGUAUUGAUUCUGGUGGCCAACAAUGUGGAUUUGAUUCUGAUGAUAAUGAAUCCAUUUGUAUUUGUGGUAAUGAGUUGUGUCCUUCAGGUAAAGGCUCUAACAUUGGCCCUGUAAUAGGCGGCAUAGUUGGAGGCAUUGCAGCCCUUGUUUGUAUUCUUGGCUUUGCAUGGUUAGUGGUGCGGAGAAGAAAGAAAAGUAUUGAGAAAUCUAGAAGCAGGGUCCCCUUCAUGCCUACUUCAAGCAGUGACACUGGCACUGGCACUCUAACCUCCACUACUAAUUCGUCUCAGAGUAUUCCUUCUUACCCCUCUCCCAAAUCGGACGCAAUGCCGAAGAGUUUCUACUUUGGUGUUAAGGUUUUUACCUAUGAUGAGCUAGAAGAAGCUACCAACAAUUUCGACGCCUCUAAAGAACUUGGAGAUGGAGGUUUUGGCACAGUUUAUAAAGGUGAUCUCAAAGAUGGACGUGUGGUUGCAGUGAAACGCCAUUACGAAAGCAAUUUUAAACGUGUGGCGCAGUUCAUGAAUGAAGUUGAGAUUCUAGCGAAGUUAAGGCAUAAGAACCUUGUUACACUCUAUGGAUGCUCCUCUAAACACAGCAGAGAGCUUCUCCUUGUUUAUGAAUACAUACCAAAUGGAACAGUAGCUGAUCAUAUUCACGGGAAGCAAUCAAGCUCGUGUUUACUUCCUUGGUCUGUAAGAUUGAACAUUGCACUAGAAACAGCUGAAGCACUAGCCUAUCUCCAUGCAUCAGAUGUCAUACACCGCGACGUUAAAUCCAACAACAUCCUCCUAGACGAAAAAUUUCAUGUUAAGGUCGCUGAUUUCGGUCUGUCAAGGUGGCUUCCAAGCGAAGUCACACAUGUAUCAACAGCUCCACAAGGAACACCUGGUUACGUUGAUCCUGAGUAUUACCAGUCUUACCAACUCACUGACAAGAGCGAUGUUUAUAGCUUUGGCGUAGUCUUAGCCGAGCUUAUAUCCUCGUUACAAGCUGUGGAUAUUACCAGGCACCGCAGCGACGUGAACUUGGCGACUAUGGUUGUCAACAAGAUUCAGAGCCAAGAAUUGCAUGAGUUGGUUGAUCCAUUUCUUGGAUAUGAAAAAGACAGUGCUGUGAGGAGAAUGACAACCGCAGUCGGUGAAUUGGCAUUUAGAUGUUUGCAGCAGCAAAGAGACAUGAGACCUUCAAUGGACGAGGUUGUGGAGGUAUUGAGAGCAAUCCAGAGUGAUGAACUUGAAACACAGGAAUCAAAAGUAUUGGAUGUUGUUGUUAGAACAGAUGAACUUGUACUUUUGAAGAAGGGCCCUUAUCCAGCUUCACCAGAUUCUGUUGCUGACAAAUGGGUUAGCGGUUCUUCUACAUCUACUUCUUCUUAG
Lathyrus sativus (Indian pea) is the source of this 2064-nucleotide messenger RNA. The record is from the annotation of a GenBank genome assembly. NCBI's taxonomy places the organism in Eukaryota, Viridiplantae, Streptophyta, Magnoliopsida, Fabales, Fabaceae.